Puccinia graminis f. sp. tritici CRL 75-36-700-3 is the source of this 3727-nucleotide messenger RNA. Its product is annotated as leucyl-tRNA synthetase. Gene Ontology annotation, biological process: leucyl-tRNA aminoacylation. Bases 188 to 3595 code for a protein of 1135 amino acids. Gene Ontology annotation, molecular function: aminoacyl-tRNA deacylase activity; ATP binding; leucine-tRNA ligase activity. The record is from RefSeq and is a predicted model, not a curated record. The transcript is spliced from 11 exons. NCBI's taxonomy places the organism in Eukaryota, Fungi, Basidiomycota, Pucciniomycetes, Pucciniales, Pucciniaceae.
CGGGACUAGAGUAGUAUCAUCGAACCAACCAAAACCCACUGUCCGACUGCUCAGCCCGACUCGAUCGACCACCAACGCAACCAUAUCCUCCAAAACGGCAUCCGGGUCAUUCCUACGCAGGACGCUGCACUCACCCAUCGCAAACAGCUUCCUCAGUAGACGACCAAAUAGUACGACAACCAACAAGAUGGCCCAAUCUACCCCUUCAUCGAUCCAGGAACUCAUGGAUAAGAAACAGAAGGAGGCUACCUUGGAUAUGGGCGGUAACUUCACUAAACGUGAUGACUUGAUUAGAUACGAAAAAGAGGCUCAAGAGAAAUGGGCAAAUUCGAAUAUCUUUCAGACCGACUCUCCAUACAUAGAGAACCCAGAACUAAAAGAUUUGAGUGGAGAAGAGCUACGAGAAAAAUACCCGAAAUUCUUUGGAACAUUUCCUUAUCCUUACAUGAAUGGCUCGCUUCACCUUGGCCACGCAUUCACGAUCUCCAAGAUUGAAUUUGCGGUCGGAUUCGAAAGGAUGCGGGGUAGGAGGGCGCUUUUCCCGGUAGGAUGGCAUGCCACUGGAAUGCCCAUUAAAUCAGCUUCGGAUAAGAUCAUUCGAGAACUAGAGCAAUUCGGCCAAGACCUAUCCAAGUUUGAUUCGCAAUCUAACCCGAUGAUCGAGACAAAUGAAGACAAGAGUGCCACUGAACCCACCACAGCGUCCGAAAGUCAAGAUAAGAGCAAGGCGAAGAAGGGCAAGAUCCAAGCCAAGUCGACCGGCUUGCAAUACCAGUUUCAGAUCAUGGAGAGUAUCGGGGUCUCCAGAACGGAUAUCCCAAAAUUCGCUGAUCCGCAGUAUUGGCUUCAAUAUUUCCCACCAAUUGCUAAGAAUGAUUUGAAUGCAUUUGGAGCUCGAGUGGAUUGGCGGAGAUCGUUUAUUACGACGGAUAUCAAUCCAUACUAUGAUGCGUUUGUGCGAUGGCAAAUGAACCGACUGAAGGAGAAGGGAUACGUGAAGUUUGGAGAACGAUACACGAUCUACAGUCCCAAGGAUGGCCAACCAUGCAUGGACCAUGAUCGGUCGAGUGGCGAACGACUAGGGUCGCAAGAGUACACAUGUCUGAAGAUGAAGGUGUUAGAGUGGGGCCCCCAGGCGGGCGAUCUGGCGGCCAAGCUGGGCGGGAAGGAUGUGUUCUUUGUGGCGGCGACUCUUCGGCCGGAGACGAUGUAUGGCCAGACCAAUUGUUUUGUGGGUCCGAACAUCGAGUACGGCCUAUUCGAGAUGAAGGACGGCUCGUUGUACAUCUGCACGGCCCGGGCGGCGCGGAACAUGGCCUUCCAGAACUUGACCGUCGAGCGUGGGGCGGUCAAUCAGGUGGCUAGCGUCCAAGGCAGCGCCCUCUAUGGCACCAAGAUCCAUGCUCCCAACGCCAUCCAUCAGGCCGUCUACAUCCUGCCCAUGGAGACCGUCCUGGCCACCAAAGGUACCGGCGUGGUCACCUCGGUGCCCUCGGACUCGCCGGACGACUACAUCAAUCUGAUGCAUCUGCGUAAGAAGGCGGCCUACUAUGGCCUCGAUCCAGCGUGGGUCAGUCUCGACCCGAUCCCCGUGCUCUCGACCCCCGAGUUCGGCGAGAUGUCGGCGCCCAAAUUGGUCUCCACUCUCAAGAUCGACUCUCCUAAGGAUGCGGCCAAGCUGGCGGAGGCCAAGGAACGAGCAUACAAGGCCGGCUUUUACCAGGGUAUCAUGUCCGUCGGCCCGUUUGCGGGCGAGCCAGUCGAGAAAGCGAAACCGAAGGUGCGGGAAGAGUUGAUCAAACAGGGCUGUGCAUUUGCCUAUGCGGAGCCAGAAGGCCAGAUCAUCAGCCGAAGCAACGACGAAUGUGUGGUAGCACUAUGUGACCAAUGGUACCUGGACUACGGGGAGCCCACGUGGCAAGCUAAGGCGUUCAAGCUACUCGAACGGAUGCAGAUCCGGGACGGGGCGACGAAGAAGAAAUUCCAGGAGGAUCUGGAUUGGUUGCACCAAUGGGCAUGUGCCCGAAGCUAUGGCCUCGGCUCCCGGCUGCCCUGGGACCCGCAGUUCCUCGUUGAGUCGCUCUCGGACUCGACGAUCUAUAUGGCCUAUUACACCCUCUCCCAUCUCUUACAUGGUGGAGAUAUCUUUGGGAAGACGACGGGACCUUUAGGAGUUACUCCAGACCAAAUGACCGAUCAGAUGUGGGACUACAUCUUCGGUACCGAUCAAAUCACUUUCAAAGCCGACCCCAUCCAAGACCCCUUGUCAAAGGACAAAGCUGACCUGCUCAGGAGAGAAUUCAGAUACUUUUAUCCAAUGGAUGUUCGUUCAUCCGGCAAAGAUCUGAUCUCCAAUCAUCUCUGCUUUUGUAUCUACGUUCAUACCGCUCUCUUUGAUGAACAAUUUUGGCCUCGUACUAUGAGGGCCAAUGGUCAUCUUAUGUUGAACGGUAAAAAAAUGAGUAAAUCGACUGGGAAUUCCUUGACGCUUUGUGAUAGUCUUAAGAAGUUUGGAGCCGAUGCAACCAGAUUGACCCUAGCCGACUCGGGCGAUGGAUUUGAUGAUGCGAACUUCGAAGAGCUUACUGCGAAUGCGUCGAUCUUGCGAUUGCAUACUCUUCUGGAAUGGUGUAGAGAAGUUAUUAGUAAUAAUUCCGACUUUCGAACAGGGCCUUUUACUCUGUUCGAUCAGAUCUUCGAAAACGAAACUAAAUUGGCUAUCAACAAAACUUAUAAAGCUUAUGAUGAAUCUUGUUAUAAAGAAGCCCAAAAGGUGGGAUUUUAUGAAUUAUUAGGGGCCCGAGAUUGGUACCGAGAUUUUACAUCAGAAGAAGGAGGGAUGCAUGGAGAAUUACUGCGGAACUACGUGAGGAUACAAGCGUUACUGAUAGCCCCCAUAGCACCCCACUUUGCGGAAUAUGUAUGGGGGACGAUUUUAGGGGAAUCCGGCUCGAUUCAAAACGCAUCGUUUCCGGAAGGAAACCAGAGUGUCGAUCAAUCGAUGAUCGAUGCGGCUGAGUAUGUCAAGGAGACUGUUCGCAGCGUCCGGACGACCGAAAUCAACCUCGCUAAACGCAAGGCUAAGGCUAAAGGAGUCCAGCUCUCCUUCGACCCUUCCAAACCUAAACGGCUGCGGAUCUUCGUCGCCGAUACAUUCCCCGCUUGGCAAAGCUCUUGUAUCGACGCCCUGCAGAAAAACUUGGACCCUCUCACCACUUCUAUCGAUGAGAAAUCCCUUCGUGCUGAUCUGGAAAAAAUGGGUCUCUUUAAAGAUAAACGUACCAUGCCAUUUAUAAUGAUGAUGAAAGGAAAGCUUAAGACACAUGGAAAGAGUGCCUUAGAACGAAGCCUGACGUUUGAAGAGAACGAGAUCUUGACGAAAGCGAUGGGAUAUUUGAAGCGGACGUUGAACUACGAAGAGGUGGAGAUCGAGUCGCUGGGUUCUGGACUGGCCCAUCUCGAGAAACUCGAGCAUGAACAUUCUUCGGCUGGGACUCCUAAUGCUGGAUUCGAUCAGUUCGGCUACAAUCGCGCUAUCAUCGAGGCGUCUCAACCUGGCUCUCCCGCUUUUGUCGUCUAUAAUUCGCCUGUCUAGCCCCCCCCCCCCCCUCCUUUUCUGCUGUUUUGUUUCAUUCAUAUACAAUACCACCCAUUUUUCUUGUAUUUUCUUCAGGUUUUUUUUUUUUAAUUUUUUGAGUCAAUUCAUUCAUUGAUUUUCAAGAAAGAA